GCUGGGCAGGCGGCGCUGGGCAGAAGGGCUCCAGCCGCGGCAGGAGCAAUCUGCCUCUCCUCAGGUGGGCGCCCGGGGUCGGGUCAGGAGUCGCCGGAGCCCUCCAGAGAGAGACCUGGCGGCGGGAGGCUUCCUUCAACGGAGGAGGAGAGGGACGGUCGACUGAGGGGAGCAAGGCUUGCGGGCAGAGCAAGGCUUUGUGGGAGCAAAGGAGAAGGCCCACCACCACUGGAGCUCAAGGGGCAGCAUGCAUCUGGAGGAUGGCUGAGGCUGCCCACAACAGCAACACCAUCACCACCGCUGUCCAGUGUUGGCUUUCCCAGCGUGAGGGGCGAGGAAUGCAUAUUGUCUGGGGAAUAUUGCUUUGUUUUUUCCUGGAGACAACUGUCGGCAGCCUCACAGCAGCCAAGCUGCCCAUUUCAGAUCCUGAAAACAGGUUUACAAGAGAUCAACCAGCUUAUUUAAGGAGUGAAACCGCCUUUCUUGAAGAACUGGUAGUUGGAAGUGGUGACACCCUUGAACUCCUGUGUAAUGCACCAGGCUUAUCUUUGUCUGUCUUCUGGUAUAAAGAUGGGAUCGGGAUCUCACCUACAAAUCGAACUCAUAUUGGCCAAAAAUUGUUGAGGAUUAUCAAUGUGUCCUAUGAUGAUUCCGGCCUUUACAGUUGUAAGGCAAGGCACUCGACUGAAAUGCUCAGGAACAUCACAGUACGGGUGACAGAAUCUACAUCAUCAGGUGAUGAUGAAGAAGAUGAUGAUGAAUCUGAAGACAGAAUUGCUCCAUACUGGACCCGUCGUGAGAAAAUGGAAAGGAAACUACUGGCAGUACCUGCUGCAAAUACUGUUCGCUUUCGCUGCCCAGCUGCUGGCAACCCAGCUCCUUCUAUAUAUUGGCUGAAAAAUGGUAAAGAAUUCAAAGGAGAGCACCGUAUUGGGGGCAUUAAGUUCCGCAAUAAGCAAUGGAGUAUCGUCAUGGAGAGUGUGGUUCCAUCAGAUCGGGGCAAUUAUACCUGUGUUGUGCGCAACAGAUAUGGCGUCAUUUGGCAUACUUACCAGCUCGAUGUUCUUGAGAGGUCACCCCACCGCCCUAUUCUUCAAGCAGGAUUGCCUGCUAACCAGACAGUGGUGGUUGGAAGUGAUGUUGAGUUCCACUGCAAAGUGUACAGCGAUGCCCAGCCUCACAUCCAAUGGUUGAAACAUGUGGAGGUCAAUGGAAGCAAAUAUGGACCAGAUGGAACUCCUUAUGUCACUGUGCUAAAGUCUUGGAUCAGUAAAAACGCUGAAGCCGAUGCUAACCUAAAUCUGUUCAAUGUGACAGAACAAGAUGAAGGAGAAUAUCUAUGUAGAGCCAACAAUUUCGUAGGCAGAGCCGAAAAAUCAUUUUGGCUCCACAUUCGCAAAUCAAAACCAGAAAAAAAGGUUGAAGUGGAUGACUCCAGCUCUCUUUAUGCAGGCAUCCUCAGUUACGGAACUGGCUUUGUUCUUUUCAUAUUAGUGGCAGUGGUGAUAGUUAUUUAUAGAAUUAAAAGACCAACCAAAAAGCCUAUAAAUGCCACCACUGUUCAGAAAGUCUCCAAGUUCCCACUCAAGAGACAGCAGGUUUCUUUGGAGUCAAACUCUUCAAUGAAUUCUAAUACGCCACUGGUCAGGAUCACCCGCCUUUCAUCCAGUGAUGGACCAGUGCUGGCAAAUGUCUCAGAGCUUGAGCUGCCUUCUGAUCCCAAGUGGGAAUUGGCAAGAUCUCGCCUGACCCUAGGAAAGCCAUUGGGUGAAGGUUGUUUUGGUCAAGUCGUGAUGGCAGAAGCAAUGGGUAUCCAUAAAGAGAAACCAAACAAGCCUAUCACUGUAGCUGUCAAGAUGCUGAAAGAUGAUGCCACAGACAAAGAUCUGUCUGACUUAGUCUCAGAAAUGGAAAUGAUGAAAAUGAUUGGGAAGCACAAAAAUAUUAUUAAUCUGUUGGGAGCCUGCACACAGGAUGGCCCUCUCUAUGUUCUGGUGGAAUAUGCAUCAAAAGGGAACUUACGAGAAUACCUUAGAGCUCGUCGGCCACCUGGCAUGGAUUACUCUUUUGAUACCUGCAAGCUGCCUGAGGAACAAUUAACAUUUAAAGACUUAGUCUCAUGUGCCUACCAAGUAGCCCGUGGAAUGGAAUAUCUGGCAUCUCAGAAAUGCAUCCAUCGGGAUUUGGCAGCUAGAAACGUCUUGGUCACCGAAGACAAUGUGAUGAAAAUAGCUGAUUUUGGCCUUGCCAGAGAUGUUCACAACAUAGAUUAUUAUAAGAAAACAACUAAUGGUCGACUGCCUGUGAAAUGGAUGGCUCCAGAAGCGCUGUUUGACCGUGUCUACACUCACCAAAGCGAUGUAUGGUCCUUUGGAGUGCUGCUAUGGGAGAUCUUUACUUUAGGAGGGUCUCCAUACCCAGGAAUUCCUGUUGAGGAACUCUUCAAACUCUUAAAGGAAGGCCAUCGAAUGGAUAAACCAGCAAACUGUACCCAUGAUUUGUACAUGAUUAUGAGGGAGUGCUGGCAUGCAGUACCUUCACAACGACCAACUUUUAAGCAGCUAGUGGAGGAUCUAGAUAGAGUCCUGACAGUGACCUCAACUGAUGAGUAUCUUGACCUGUCAGUGCCUUUUGAGCAGUAUUCCCCUGGAGGCCAGGAUACACACAGUGCCUGCUCAUCAGGAGAUGACUCUGUAUUUGCACAUGAUCUUCUCUCAGAUGAGCUCUGUCUUCCCAAACAGCAAGCAAAUGGCAUCAUCAUCAGGACAUGAUAGCAGACACGCAAAAAGAAAUCUCUUGAAUGUAUGUUUUGGGGAGGAAUAAAACCCAGGGAAAGAUUUUCUUAUUCUCUUCCAUGGCACAAAAGAUGUGUAUACCCAUGAAAUCAUAGCAUAGAGCCUAUUUUCCCUUUGUUCCAUUAUUUAAACCAACCAAAUGGUAACAAACAUUGUUUGGUCCUAAAGAACACAUCGUUUUGCAGAAUAGUAGUACCGUGACAGGUAAGCGUUCCAACUAGAUCUGUGAUUGGCUCCAUGCAAGCCCCUUCCAUUUAUGUAGACCUUAGGGCCCUUUCCCCACAGCCAACACACCUUAUCAGGGUUAUGCAUCUCCUACACACCUGGAUAUGUUACAUUGGAAAAGGGUGUUGUGAAGCCAUAGGUAGCCCUCUGGUCAUUUCUGGUUUCAGCAAGGGUCUGGGUAUGUAGUCUGCAAUAAGUCCCAGGGUUGGAAAAUUGACCCCUAGAACUAUGAAUGUUUCCCACACUUGACCCCAAGUGCUGAACUUUCACCCUUGAAUGAGAGUGCCACAGUCACCAUUCUGUGCCUUUAAUGAUGGGACUGAGGAAAACAAAUAUUUAUCUUUAAGAGAUAUGUGUGUAAACAACAUAGUUCGUUUUAUGACACCAUGAAUACAUGAAUCUUUUAGUGGACCUCAAAAGCCACAUUGCCUGCUGGGAUUCAUACUUAUGUAAAUACCUAGACCAGAAUUCACUAAGGUAAUUACAGAUGGGUAACAUAUUUGUGACAGGUUCAUAUUCACGAUCCCAAGAUACAAAGGGACCAUGAAAGUUCCCCAGUCCUCAUUUACAGGGCAGCAGCAUUCUACAGCUGGCCCUUGAAUCCGCGGAUGGCCCUGCCCUGUUCUCCCCAGUGGCGAUGUGCAUGUGGCUGCACCAGUGCAGUCACAUACAUAGCACACUGUUGUUGGAAGAACGGGACUUGAGGUCCCAUGUUUUUUGUCAUCCAGAACAGAACCUCUGUGCAUACCAAGGGCCAACUGUAUUCCCCUGUUCAUUGAGAAGCAGCCAACGGAUGUUCUCCAACACCCUUUCUGUGAAUGAUCGCCAGUGUGAGAGGGAAUUGCAACAGGGACCCUGCUUCUGUCUUUCACAUCAGAAAUCACUUGAGAAAGGGUAGGAACAUCAGCUGCUUCCUAAUCAAUGGGGGAACAUAACCCAGUUGAUCAUAGAGCAGCUGCUCAGAAAGCAGGGAUUGGAGGACCAUAUAUUCAUCAUCUACAUAGAAAGAAUUGUAAAGCCAUUCUGAAGAGUUAGUAAUUUUUUAAAUGUAUCGGGCUUCUUAAGAAGUUGCCUUGGUUUUGCCUCUUGCACUAGCAUCAGGAAAAGAAUAAGUGAAUCUAUGCAGACAGGAGAGAACACUAAAGACAUGGAAAUGUUGUAAACUGUAAUAAAUGAGGGGUGGUUUUGAGUAUGCACAUUUUGUGGUUACUUUGUCCUAAUUUUUUCCAGGGAAUUGUUUAAAAAUCAUGAACAGUGUUAGACACAAAUCUUGCUAUUUGCUGUAUUUAUUUACUUAUAUUCUUAUGUGUAGAAAUAUUAUAGGUUAGAGCUUCAAAGUUCUCACAUUGGAUUUCUGCCACCUUUUCUCAGAAAUCUCGUAGCAGUUUCCAUUGCCCAACAAAUACUUGGAGAAAAUAAUUACGGGUACCUGUAGGCAAACGCCUUUUAACUUAUCAAAAAGUUCUGUUUCCUAGAUUUGUGUGUAUGUGUGUAUAUGUAUGUAUGUGUAUCAGAGCUAUAAAUAUAUAUUUGUGUAUAUAUGAGUAAAAUAAUAUUGUAGAUCAUAGGCUGAAAGAUUAUUUAUCCAAGUAAAAAGCCUUUCAAUCUAGAAUAUACUGAUCUAGGGAAAGAGAUUUUAUUUGUCUUUCCUGUAUUUUUGUUUUUAAAAUUAUAUCUUAACAUUUUGUAUAUUUGUAAAAUUAUUUAUAGAUAUUAACAGUGGUUCUUUUCAUUGGUUUUAAUACUUUAAUAUUAAUGUAUACAUUUACCUUUUCACCAGAUCUAAACUUAACUUAUUGCAAGUACAGGAAGAUAAAUUAUUAUUAUUUUUCUUCUGCAUUUAUGGGAAAUAUUAAAAUGUAUAGCUGUACAGUUAUUUGCUUUUAAUAUUAUAUUUUCUUUUUUAAACAAAAUUUUUCCUGGAUUGCAGUGAAUAUGUGUUCUGCAACAUAUUAGAGUUAAAUCCAAACAGAUGGCACCAGAGAUUAUUUUUACUUCUGUGCAAAAGACAAGAAAUUUUCAUUACUUUUACCACUGUGCAUUAAAGGGUGAGAGUGCAUUUUUUUCUCUUUUUUGAAUGAAGGUAUUCUUUGCGAUUCACUUAAUAACAUGCAGCAAAGUUGAAUGUCAGUUGUAAGAAUGUGUGUGUUUGUGUGUGCACACGCACAUAUGUGCAUGCCAUGUGUUUUCUCUUACCAGACCCAUUUACUUUUUCAAAUGGGGAGAAAACAAAAAUAAAUAAAAAAUAAAAAAUAUUUAAAUUAUAUAUGGAGAAGAUCUUGAUGAUUUAAUAGUCUUUGAGUCUAACAUUUUAUUUGGGAAAAUGCUAUGUUUUAUAGAUGAGAAAUUUGUAUGUGCUGGAUAACUCUAUCAAAGCAUUUUAGCUAAUGAGGAAAAUAUAAAGUGGACUGAGAUCAAGAAAGUUGCAUUUGUAAAAACCUUUUAAUCCUUACAACCACCAAGAAAUGCCUAUAGUAAGCCUAAUAAUUUCUGUACAGAGCACUUAUUUCAAAAAAGUAACAGGAUGGCCACCAUCCCAAUUUAAUAUUAAUUUUGUAAUAAAACAUUGAUUUUAUGAAAAUAGCUAAUUUAUAGAUGUGAAGUUUCAAAGAGUUUUUUUUUAAAAAAAUAAAUUUAUAUAGAUGAUUGUGUUUUUGAAAUAAAGAAUUAUGUUAUUUUCUUACUUUGUAUGCUAGCUUUCUACAUUCCAAGAAUCUAAAGAGUUGCUAUUCCAAUCCAGAACAAUGUAUAAAUGUGUGCCUGAGUUUACUAGUUAUUAUAAAUAUAUAUGUGCAUAUAUAUAUAAAUUUAUUGAGUUUUUACAAAGAUUGUCAACUUGUUCAUUCUUUAGCUUUUUCAGUUCUUGUAUAAUUAUUUAGCCAAGACUUUUUAAAGCAUAAGCAAGUCUUAAACCAUUUUUCCUGCUGAUGUUACAAGCUACAAAUUUUGCAUAUAUUGAGAUUUUGAUGAUUAUCUUCUUAGUUCAGUAUUUUCUGUAUUUUGCUUAUGUUGCAACUAUUGAAAGAUGUGAAACACAGUCUGUUCUUGCUUUCAUUUAUUUGGCCUAAAAAUAAAAAAAGAACAUUGAAUGUAAUUUCUUCUCUUACCUCACUCCUGCAAUUUUUGGAGACUCUUUUAAAGAAUAAACCUUCACUUUCAAAUAAUA
This is a messenger RNA of Sceloporus undulatus (fence lizard), 6186 nucleotides long. RefSeq names its product fibroblast growth factor receptor 3 (gene FGFR3). Gene Ontology annotation, cellular component: membrane; signaling receptor complex. NCBI's taxonomy places the organism in Eukaryota, Metazoa, Chordata, Lepidosauria, Squamata, Phrynosomatidae. The transcript is spliced from 18 exons. Bases 261 to 2771 code for a protein of 836 amino acids. Gene Ontology annotation, biological process: positive regulation of kinase activity; fibroblast growth factor receptor signaling pathway; positive regulation of cell population proliferation. The record is from RefSeq and is a predicted model, not a curated record. Gene Ontology annotation, molecular function: fibroblast growth factor binding; ATP binding; fibroblast growth factor receptor activity.